This is a messenger RNA of Aspergillus caelatus, 542 nucleotides long. RefSeq lists its product as uncharacterized. The transcript has a single exon. NCBI's taxonomy places the organism in Eukaryota, Fungi, Ascomycota, Eurotiomycetes, Eurotiales, Aspergillaceae. The record is from RefSeq and is a predicted model, not a curated record. Bases 94 to 402 code for a protein of 102 amino acids.
CUUCACCUAUCAAACCUCUCCCCAGGCAAUGACAGGCCCAGCAAUCCGGACGGGAAAGGUUGGUCAGGGGGUACCAGAGGACCGUUGGAACUAAUGACCUGUAAUCGUCCAGAAAUGGUAGUCUCUCGAACAUGGGUUGGAAUUGGAGCAUUAAUUUUACUCGGAGUAGAUAUGAUGCUGACUACAUCGCGAGGCACUUUUUGUUUUGCCUUGCCUUGGCCAUUUCCCUUUCCUUCCCCCCCUGGUCGUCGUGGGCUGAGAAUAUCAACCGAGAGGAUCCAACGCUACCAGUAUGUACAACUUUACAAGUCACUCUUUCUUUACAGUUUUGAACUGAGUGAUAGUGGGACAUUUCACUCCUAUUCACUUUCAUUGACUCCACCUAGACCAUUAAGCAAGUAGUAGAUACAAAAACCAACACAUCCACACCGCUUCUCACAAGAAAAACAAAACCUUAAUACGGAGUACUCUGAUAAUUAAUGCCCCGUUUAACAUAAAUUAGGCCCCUAAAACCAUCCACUCCAAUGAGAAAGAUAGCACCG